Sabethes cyaneus is the source of this 627-nucleotide messenger RNA. Its product is annotated as kallikrein-11-like. Bases 1 to 627 code for a protein of 208 amino acids. Gene Ontology annotation, molecular function: serine-type endopeptidase activity. The record is from RefSeq and is a predicted model, not a curated record. Gene Ontology annotation, biological process: proteolysis. The transcript is spliced from 2 exons. NCBI's taxonomy places the organism in Eukaryota, Metazoa, Arthropoda, Insecta, Diptera, Culicidae.
AUGACAGCCGCCCAUUGUGUAAACAUUUUCACGAGAAACGCUCACGCGAUCUCGGUUCAGGUUGGACGGAAAACGAUAUCUAAGCUCGUUGACCCAUCGGUCUACGUUGCCGAGGAAAUCAUUCCGCACCCUGAAUACAGUGCUCAAAAUGAUUGGAUCAACGAUAUUGCUGUGAUUAAGUUAAGGCAGCCGUUGGUCUUCUCCCAAACGGUUCAGCCAGUCUCGCUGCCUCCGGUUUGUUACGAAGUUAGUGGACCGGAUAAAACGGUGACGGUGCUUGGUUGGGGAGUAACUGAACAUGGCCGACUUGCGGAUAUUCUACAAAAAUUGAACUAUUCGUUCGUUCCGUUCCCGGACUGCUUCCAGCAGCUACGCAGGUCAAUUUAUCGAACCCAAAUCUGCGCCGCCAGACCUAACUAUAAUAAGGCAGAGUGUGAUGGAGAUUCCGGGGGCCCACUGAUGUACCAUGGAAUGCAGAUCGGUAUUGUCUCGUGGAGCGUCAAGCCGUGUGCUGUUGCACAAUAUCCGGGUGUAUUCACUCAGGUAUCUUAUUACAUCAAAUUUCUUUACACGUACACUGAUCUGGAACCUGCUGAUGUUGAGUUUAGACCAUGUGGCGUAAAAUAG